CAAAGUCGGGCCGGAUUUUUUGCUCGGAGACUCGUGCGGAAGUCUUGUGCCCCGAGGUAUCCGACUUGACGUCACUAUCCAACUACGGCGUCCUCCCUUGCAACAACACAAGAGGCGAAUUUCACUGUCAUAAAUAGGCAAGGUCGGGAUUUAAAGUCGGGUCCUCCGAACGGCAUGAAGGCGCAGACUGUUUCAUCAUAGUAUGUUUUCCGACUGCUGGGAGGGAAAUGCUGCUUCGUCUCUGAAUAAUCUGGCUCGACAGGAUUCAGUUCUACCAAGGAAGGAUCCUUGAGGAUCAUGAACUUUGAGAAACAGCCUACCUCGUUGCUAACUGAACGGAACUCUACGGAAGCUCGUUGGAUCAGAAUGCGACACCCGGAAGAGGAUGAGCAAAAUUAUUAAGCGGCAGUUACCAAAGAAGUUACCUAAACACUUGGUGGAUGUUGUAACUGUCUGUCCAUCACGAUCUGUCUGAGAUAGACCUAAAAAAUCGAAAACUGGGAUUUCAAAGCUGCUGUCAAGUUAAUUAGCAGCGACCAGUGUUCCAUAAUUUGGGUCUUUUUCCGCGAAUGUUAUCGUUAGCAAAGUGUCUGCGUUAGCCACCAAGGUCACUGGAUUGGGUGAACACGUGCGAUUUUGCCACAGUGAUUACGUUUCUUGUCACCUUGAUUGGUCGCAAAAAUGGCUGGAUUGAUUAAUUUUGAAGACGAACAAGAAGUGAAGCAGUUCCUGGAUAAUUUGGGAGUUGAAUUCAGCUAUCAAUGUUACCGCGAGAAGGACCCUGAAGGUUGUCAGCGACUUGCGGAUUAUCUGGAAGGAGUCAAGAGAAACUACGAAUCAACUGCACAGGUUCUCAAGCAUAACUGCGAGACAAACGGACACGGGGAGAGCUGCUACAAACUUGGGGCUUAUUACGUUGCUGGCAAAGGUGGAUUGACUCAGUGCCUCAAGACGGCCUACUCAUGUUUCCUGCGCUCCUGCAAAGCUGGUGGGAAGAAGUCAGUAGACGCCUGCCAUAAUGUGGGACUGCUGGCCCAUGAUGGGCGGUCCAUGGAGGGUGGCCCAGAUGCAGGGAUAGCCCGGGAGUACUACGAGAAGGCCUGUACUGGGGGCUUUGCUCCCAGCUGCUUCAAUCUGAGUGCACUCUACAUUCAGGGCUCCCCAGGGUUAGAGAAGAAUAUGCCACUGGCACUGCAGUACUCCAUGCGUGCAUGUGAGCUAGGACAUGUUUGGGGAUGCUCAAAUGCUAGCCGCAUGUACAAACUUGGGGAUGGGACACCCAAAGAUGACCAAAAAGCAGAAGACCUGAAAAAUAGGGCCAAGGAACUUCAUGGACAGCAGAAAGAGCGACAGUUGAAAUUUGGAGAAUGAAGGAAGUCUGAAACUUUACCUCAAGUGGCCGAGCAGCUGUUUUAGUGAAAACAGUGUUUAUUCUUUGUGGAAUCUGUAGGGCAGUGAAAUAACUGUGAUUGUCAGUGGGGACAGAGCUGUACAGACUGUUGUUUUGGGAGAAAAAGUGGUGCCAUAAACUUUAUCUUGAUUGCCAUUCCAACCAGUGCUAUGCAAUGCAGGAAAACUGUGUUUUUAUUUUCAAGUAAAGUUUUCUUUCAAUCACUCUGAAAAAUAUUCAUUAAAAUGGACAGUCAUGCUUGUGAUAUUCAA
Messenger RNA from Alosa sapidissima (American shad), 1662 nucleotides. Its product is annotated as cytochrome c oxidase assembly factor 7. The record is from RefSeq and is a predicted model, not a curated record. Lineage: Eukaryota; Metazoa; Chordata; Actinopteri; Clupeiformes; Clupeidae. Bases 682 to 1371 code for a protein of 229 amino acids. The transcript is spliced from 4 exons. Gene Ontology annotation, molecular function: protein binding. Gene Ontology annotation, cellular component: mitochondrial intermembrane space.